UCGUGGCCCCCCAAAGAAAAAAAUAUGAAAAAACAUUCAUCUAAAACCUAAAAUUCUAAUUAAACAAAAAUGUUUAAUUUUGCAACGUAGUGCGGUUUAGCCUUAUUUUCUGAGGUGUAAUUAUACAGAAUUUAUGAUAAAUUAAUGUAUUUCAUAAAUUGUCAUAAAACUGGGGCCGCCUUGACCCCAGUUUGAGAACCACUGGGCUACACAAUGGAAUGACUGAAUGAGCCUCGAGACUCCAGAUGUGAAAUGGGCGGAAACUUUUUCAAAACUGCACAACAGAUCUCGAGCGGAUUCUGCUACGGUGAUUUUUUAGGAAAACUGCACAUAAACCUUUUCAGGAUUUCUUGCCAUUAUAUAAUCAAAAUUAUAACGGAUAUAUUUACGAUCAGUAUAAACUAGAAGAAAAUGUUAACAGCCGAAAUCGAGACAGCUGGGUCUUCGGACGCUUCUGCUGCGGCGGCAGAGGGGAACCCCGGCCCGAGCGACAUACUGGAAGUUACUUUCCAGAAGAACCCCGAUCAAAAGAAUAAAUUCCUAGAAGCAGAGUCCAAGAUUUUAGGGGUUACACAGAUAAUGCUGACCGUACUUCUCAUUACUUCCAAAAUUGCUUAUUUUUCACACUGGAUUGGAAAUAUCGGUAUAGGUUGCUCCUGUGUUGGCAUAAUAGCUGGUAGUCUGGCAAUAGCUGCACAGAAUCUCCACAUACCAACACUCAAGGCUUGUUUGGGAAUGCAGAUAGUCACGUGCCUGAUAUAUGGGUUCAUUCUCAUCAUCUCAUUUGAUCAUCAUUUUAGCCCUGCAGAUACAGCCUGCUAUUACCCCUACAAUGAGUCGCGCUAUGAACUACCAUUAUGUAAAUCUUUAUUGACUGGAUUAAGUCAAAUGGAUGCAAUAGAUAAUCUCACGGAAGCGGUUCAGAUUGCCCUCUCUAUUACACUAGCUGCAUAUUGCUGCAAGGUUAUUCAGUGCUGCUCGCCCAGAUCUCAAGUGCCUGUCAUCGUUAUGAGAGCUUCAAAUUGAAAGGAAGUAUAUAUAUACAAAGAGUGUUGGUCACAUUAUGAUCUUAUUAUACCUAACAAUAGUAAUGAACUGAUCAUAUUGUUAUUACAGCUAUAGACAAAUAUACUAAUAACAUAUUUAAAACAUUUUAAGACACUAAUUCAAAAUAGCAUGUUAAAGUUUGUCUUGAUGUGUAUAGCAUUUUUG
Misgurnus anguillicaudatus (oriental weatherfish) is the source of this 1212-nucleotide messenger RNA. Its product is annotated as membrane-spanning 4-domains subfamily A member 4A. The record is from RefSeq and is a predicted model, not a curated record. Lineage: Eukaryota; Metazoa; Chordata; Actinopteri; Cypriniformes; Cobitidae.